Messenger RNA from Diospyros lotus (date-plum), 1344 nucleotides. Its product is annotated as UPF0481 protein At3g47200-like. Lineage: Eukaryota; Viridiplantae; Streptophyta; Magnoliopsida; Ericales; Ebenaceae. The record is from RefSeq and is a predicted model, not a curated record. The transcript is spliced from 2 exons. The coding region runs from base 60 to 1340 and encodes 426 amino acids.
UUCCUUUAUAGACACAAAGCUGAGUGACUGAGCCGACGACAUUAAGAGCAAGCGGAGAGAUGAGCAAGUGGGUGAUCGACAUCAACGCUAAACUCGACAACCUCGGCAAUGCUCAAAGCCAAGAAGAGCAGUGCUGGACGAAGCGGUCCAUCUACAAGCUCCCUCCCCUCAUCUCCGACCUCAAGAAGGAAGCCUACGAGCCCCAAGCAGUAUCGUUCGGGCCCUACCACCACGGGAAGCCUCACCUAAAGUCCAUGGAGGAUCACAAGGAACGCACUCUCCUCAAUUUCCUCCAUAGAUCCCCGGUGUCUCUGGGCACAAUCUUCGACUCCAUGGUUGAAGUGGCGCAAGAGCUCAAGGAUUCAUACGACUCGCUUGAGCGCAAGUGGCAAAACAAUACUAAAAAAUUUGUGCAGCUAAUGAUUGUGGAUGGGUGUUUCAUGCUAGAAAUAUUACGGGCGACGUCACCCGAGUUUGAGAGUGAUUAUUCUAAUAAUGAUCCCAUAUUUGGCCCUCAUGGAAAGCUUUAUGCUAUGCCGUUUAUCAGGCGAGACAUGUUAUUGUUGGAGAAUCAAUUGCCGAUGCUCGUGUUAUUCAAACUCAAAGGUAUUGAAGAAUAUGCUGAGGAUGACAUGGAGACUUUGAACAAGUUGAUACUCGAAUUCUGUGGCCAUGGCGCUCAUGGCUCAAAAAUGGGCAAACGCCUCCACAUCCUAGACCUCUAUCGCAAGAGCUUGCUCUACAAGGGGCCCAAGCCCCCCAAAUCAACCAAGCCAAAGGACAGCCAGGGACACGACAGUACCACCGUCGUCCGCUCAGCCACGGAGUUGCGUGAAGCCGGCAUCCGCUUCAGGAAGAGUAAAAGCGAAAGCCUUAGGGACAUCUCCUUCGACGGCGGUGUCCUGAGUCUCCCCAAAUUUGUUGUCGACGACACCACCGAAUCAACCUUCCUAAACCUCAUUGCAUUCGAGAGGUGCCAUGUUGGAGCCGGCCACGCCAUUACUUCGUUCAUUUGCUUCAUGGACAACAUUAUCGACCACGAUCGCGACAUCAGCCUGCUAAGCUCCAAAGGGAUCAUCCACAACGUCGCCGGCACUGACAAGGCUGCGGCCAAUUUGUUCAAUACAAUGUCGAAGGAUUUGAUGAUGGAUUCCUCCAGCGACCUUAACAUGGUGACUAUGAGCAUCAAUUCGUACUGGAAGAAGCCGUGGCAUAAAUGGCGCGCCAUGUUGAUUCAUACUUACUUUAGAAGCCCAUGGGCGAUUGUUUCUGUGGUCGCCGCCGUCGUCCUCUUUGCCCUGGCUACAGUGUCGACUGUCUACGAUGUCAUGGGUAAAUAAUUGU